AUGGAUUUUGGUCGAAGAUGGAGGAGUUGGGUGAUGGAGUGUAUCAGCACGUGCUCUAUGUCAAUGUUGAUAAAUGGUUCGCCGUCCAAGCCAUUCAAGAUGGAAAGGGGUCUGAGACAAGGGGAUCUUCUGUCACCAUUUCUCUUUGUACUUGUUAUUGAUGUCCUACAUAGGAUGAUUAGAGAGGCUGUGAGAAACGGUCGCAUAUCACCGUUGAUAGUUGGGAGAGAUCAUAUUGAGUUGUUGCAUCUACAGUUCGCAGAUGAUACUGUUUUAUUCUGCCCUCCGGAGGAAGACACAAUCAAAAACUACAGGAGGUUGCUUAGAUGCUUUCAGUUGAUGUCAGGUUUAAGCAUUAACUUUGAUCAAUCUAGUUUGAUUCCUGUUAACUAUGAUGAGCAGUGGGUACAACGUAUGUGUGGUGUGUUGGGCUGUAAGCAAGCCAAUCUACUAGUUAAAUAUCUCGGUAUCUUGCUAAGAGCAAACCCAAGGCUGGUGAAGACGUGGAAGCCAGUAAUAGACAAAGUGGAAGAGAAGCUUAGUCUCUGGAAGGCCAAGAUCCACAAUAAGGCUGGUGUUGCAGGUGAAAAUGGCUCCGGAGGAUAUACAUAG
Molecule: messenger RNA, 612 nt
Organism: Arachis stenosperma
Lineage: Eukaryota; Viridiplantae; Streptophyta; Magnoliopsida; Fabales; Fabaceae
Exons: 2
Coding region: 1-612 (203 amino acids)
Source: RefSeq, a predicted model, not a curated record